CACGACCUUUUCCAGAAGUUCUUCAGGGGCCUCCCCUGCAGGAGCCAUGAAGCUGAACGAGAGGAGCGUGGCCCACUACGCACUGAGCGACUCCCCGGCGGACCACACAGGCUUCCUGCGCACAUGGGGGGGCCCAGGGACUCCACCCACCCCCAGUGGCGCUGGCCGAAGAUGCUGGUUUGUCCUCAAGGGCAACCUGCUGUUCUCCUUCGACAGCCGUGAGGGCCGGGCCCCGCUGAGCCUGGUGGUGCUGGAGGGCUGCACGGUGGAGCUGGCCGAGGCUCCCGUGCCUGAGGAGUUUGCCUUUGCCAUCCGCUUCAACGCCCCUGGUGUGCGGCCACACCUGCUGGCCGCAGAUGGGCCGGCGGCCCAGGAGGCCUGGGUGAAGGCGCUGUCACGGGCAAGCUUUGGCUACAUGCGCCUGGUGAAGGUGCCAACGUUGCCCCUGGAGGGGCUGGUAGCUUUUAUACAUCAGCAGAAACCCUCCCUGUACACCACCCUCGGGAGCCAGCUCCUGGAGGUGGAACUGCCAAGUGGGAAGUCAAAAGAAGAAGUGAAGAGGCAGUGUGGCUUCUCGCAGAAAGCCAUUUAUCACUUCAGUUCUCCGUCCUGGGCAUUCUAG
Messenger RNA from Trichechus manatus latirostris (Florida manatee), 622 nucleotides. RefSeq names its product PH domain containing endocytic trafficking adaptor 2 (gene PHETA2). Lineage: Eukaryota; Metazoa; Chordata; Mammalia; Sirenia; Trichechidae. The transcript has 3 exons. Bases 47 to 622 code for a protein of 191 amino acids. The record is from RefSeq and is a predicted model, not a curated record. Gene Ontology annotation, cellular component: early endosome; recycling endosome; trans-Golgi network. Gene Ontology annotation, biological process: endosome organization; receptor recycling; retrograde transport, endosome to Golgi.